Messenger RNA from Aspergillus bombycis, 885 nucleotides. Its product is annotated as arylformamidase. Gene Ontology annotation, molecular function: arylformamidase activity. The record is from RefSeq and is a predicted model, not a curated record. NCBI's taxonomy places the organism in Eukaryota, Fungi, Ascomycota, Eurotiomycetes, Eurotiales, Aspergillaceae. The coding region runs from base 1 to 885 and encodes 294 amino acids. The transcript has 2 exons.
AUGCCCACCGAAACCUUCAACUACGGCGAAGACCAUGCCCUCCAAACAGUGACGGUGACCACCUUAUCAGAGACACGGGACACAAAAUACUGGAUAAUCUUGAUCCACGGCGGCGCCUGGCGCGACCCAAACAUAGACGCCAUCAACUUCGCCAACCCCGCCAUAUCCACCCUCACCAGCUCCCCAGAAUACUCUCACAUCUUGCCGCACAUCACUGCAUUCGCAUCCAUUUCCUACCGUCUCAGCCCCCAUCCGGACCACCCCCAGGACCAGUCCAGCGCCAAUCCGCGAGAAUACCGCAGUUCCAAACACCCCGACCAUAUCAACGACGUGCAAGCGGCCAUCGCCUUCCUGCAACACAAGUAUGACUUCGAAGACCGGUAUAUACUCGUCGGCCACAGCUGUGGCGCUACGUUGGCGUUCCAGUCGGUGAUGGGCCGGUUUAAUGCUGGCAUAUCGCACGGUCCGCUAGUGGUGGUGGGCUUGGCGGGGAUAUACGACCUGAAGUUACUCCGGGAUACUCACAAGGAGAUCCCAGCGUAUCAGGAGAUCGUGGAGGGGGCUUUUGGGGAUGAUGCGGCUGCGUGGGACGCUGUGUCUCCCGCCGUGGUUAAAGGGGCUGAUGGUGUUGAGGGUGGCUGGACGGCUGGGCGGUGGGCGAUCCUGGCGUACUCGUCUAAGGAUUUGCUUGUGGAUCUUCCGCAGCAGGAGGCUAUGGAUGCUUUUCUUCGGGCUGGGUGGUCCAAUGCGCAGUCUGAGGGCUGUCCGAGAUCUGUUGCGCUGAUGCCUCUAGAAGGUGAGCACGAUGAAUGCUGGGAGAAGGGAGAAGGGCUCGCGGAGGCUAUUAGUUUUGCUAUUGAGAAGCACUUGGGAGGGAGCCCGUGA